AUGUUGAGCAGAUUGGACUUGGAUGGCUCGGGAGUAAUCGACUACACCGAGUUCUGUGCAGCUGGUAUCGGCGAACGCGUCAGCCUGGAGGAAGAUGUUCUGUGGGCUGCCUUCAAGGCCUUUGACGUGCAGGAUGACGAUGGCAGGAUCACCAAAGAUGAGAUCACACAGGUCCUGCGAAGUGUAGAUGUCAACAAGCUGUGGACUGCAGAGGUCUGUCAGGACGUGGCCGAAGAAAUCUUCGCCAACUUCGAUCAGAACGGGGAUGGCUCCCUUGACUUCGAGGAUCCUGGGCCAAAGGGUCACUCCACAGUGCCUUUGCAGUGUGAAGAUGAUGAGAUCGACCCGGAAGAGAGGCAGCUGAUCGUGCCAUGGCAGCAGUCCUCUAUUGGACCUGUGGAUGAAUUGGAGAGUGACCUACGCAUCGGCAAGGCUGACAAGGCUUAUCACAUCCUCACAAAACUGGACGAUGUGCAACGCAGCCGCACUCCAACUCACUCACAAGGCCAUUGUUGCGCUGCAAACCAGCGCCGGGGUGGGGGCUGUUCCCCACUGAGGGUUCGUUGUCUUGUUCCAACCAACCAGGCAGGCAGUCGAACAAGGGAUGUAUGUGGGUUGAAGGACAACGAAUAG
Molecule: messenger RNA, 633 nt
Organism: Cladocopium goreaui
Lineage: Eukaryota; Dinophyceae; Suessiales; Symbiodiniaceae
Source: the annotation of a GenBank genome assembly